GGUUUCCGGCGGGCCGGCCCGGGAGCGGCGGAGGGCGCCGGUGUCCGCGGGGAGGCGGACUUUCUGUAUGUGAGGUGUGGAGGUUGCUGUGAUUUGUUGCCGGCUGGGGACCCCAGCGAAGCAUUGCUUACCUACCAGCUGCACAGCCAAGUUCAGAAGUCGUUAUGGGCAGUGCAUUAUCACGAACUAAUUAACCAUGUCUGCUGGAUGUCGUGGGGCAAAAUAAGGAAUUGCUCGAAAAGCUCGUGUGCAAGAGGAAUGGAAGAGAACACCGGACGCUCAUUCUCCAGGCGCUGCUAAGCUCAGGACCGCGGGGUUGUUCCGGGCUGGAGACGAGCCGAAGAGGUGGAUCACCCCCCAGCUGAUGCCGGCAUGGGGGUCGAUGUUUUGGAAUCGGGCGACACCACGCCUCCCACCAAAAGGAAAAGCAAGUUUUCAAGCUUUGGCAAGAUCUUCAAACCCUGGAAGUGGAGGAAAAAGAAAAGCAGUGACAAAUUUAAGGAGACUUCGGAAGUUUUAGAGCGAAAGAUUUCUAUGCGAAAGCCAAGAGAGGAGCUGGUAAAAAGAGGGGUUCUGUUGGAAGACCCUGAGCAGGAUGGUGAAGAACCAGACAAGCUGAACCCACCUGUGCUGAAGAACGGCCACACCGUCCCCAUCGGGGGUCCCGGGGUCUGUAACCCGGGCAGCCAGGAGGAAGAGGCCACAAAGCCACCUGGCCUUAAGAAGCCCGUUCCAGCUGAGGAACCAAAGAAGAGGCAUGACUCUUCCAGCAGCCACUCUGGGCCCGAACUGGAACCCCUUCAGGAGCCGUAUGUUCCCAGACAGCACCUGCUUCCUCCAAAAAGACCUCCCUCCACUUCCCAGGAGGCAAACGAAGCGCAGGACAAGGAUCCAACGCCUGCCAACAGCACUGCAAAAACUGCACCCUCCACCGCAGCCCCUGUUAUGGCAAAACCAGUCGGUUCCACGGCUGCCCCUUCCCCGGCCCCCAGGACUCUGCCCCCAGCUCUCACCAGUGCCAACACUACUGCCCCCACCAGUACAACCAGCACAGCUCCCGCCAAACAGCCUCCCGUCCCUCCUCCCAAACCUGUCAACAGAAAUAGCAGCUCAGUAAUAGCUGAACUUUCUCAAGCAAUGAACAGCGGUACCGGCUUGUCCAAGCCUUCCCCUCCUCUCCCACCGAAGAGAGGCCUCCUGCCGAACACUGCGCCAGAGGCAGCCGUCCCCUCCAAGCCCCCGAGCGACAGGACGGUGACGGCGAGCCGCCCCACACCGAUACCAAUGCACAUGGCCUCCGCUUACCCACCACCCUCGCCUUCGCCACCGCUGCCCACACACAUCCCCCCCGAGCCCCCGCGCCUGCCCCUGCCCCCCUUGGACCCUCCGCGCUCCCUGGACCUGCCCAAAGAGACUCUUCCUCCUCCUCCCGAAGACUUCAUGUCCUCGGAAGUGUCCAGGAGGACGGCGGAGCAAGGGUUUGGUGAACCCCACGUGCUGCCUCGCCUGCCCCAAAUCCCAUUGCACAUCCGUAUCCAGCAGGCUCUGGCCAGUCCCCUGCCUGUCACCCCCCCUGCCGAGGGCUCGCACAGGGCUCACUCGCUGCUCUUCGAGAACGACGGCUUUGGAGAAGACAACGGCACCCUGGGCAGGACGAGGUCCCUGCCUGUCACCAUCGAGAUGCUCAAAGUUCCAGACGAUGAGGAAGAGGAAGAAGAUGACCGGGAAGAGGAGCAGAGUUCAGGCCCUCGUGUGUACAUUGGAGAUGUGCCAUCUGUCACAGUCAUCCCAAAACUGGUACCCCAGGUCCUGCCGGAGGAGCAGGAAGGAGAUGAAGGGAUGAGCGACUCUGACUCGGAGGGGCCCAUCCUGUACAAAGACGACGAGGAUGAGGAAGAAGAUGAAAGCCAUAACAGCACACUGGCCAACAAAGUGAAGAGGAAAGACACGCUGGCUAUGAAGCUGGGGACCGCAGCCGCGCCGCAGGAGGAGAAGGUUGUGUUCCCUCGGAAGAGCAAGGAGGAGUGGAACGAAAUUCGGCACCAGAUCGGGACGACGCUGAUCAGGCGACUGAGUCAGAGACCAACAGCGGAAGAACUGGAGCAGAGAAACAUACUUCAACCGAAAAACGAAGCCGACCGUCAGGCUGAGAAGCGAGAGAUCAAGCGCAGGCUCACCAGAAAGCUUAGCCAAAGGCCUACGGUGGCAGAGCUGCAGGCCAGGAAGAUCCUGAGGUUUAACGAAUAUGUGGAAGUAACAGAUGCUCAAGACUACGACCGGCGAGCGGAUAAGCCGUGGACAAAGCUGACACCAGCUGACAAGGCUGCCAUCCGGAAGGAGCUCAACGAGUUCAAGAGCUGUGAAAUGGAAGUCCACGAGGACAGCAAGCAGUUCACGAGGUACCAUCGACCAUAAACUUCCAAGAAGGGAGCAAGAGACCCGAGAGGACUGGGAGCUCUCUGCGUCCCUCUCCGAGGCAAUACAGCGAGGGUGGAACCUCGGCUCUUCCAACCUUUGCCUUCAAACACAUAUCCAGAAAAAGGGCUUUCGGCCAGGGAAGGAGAACCCUGUCUGAAUGUAGCAUUUCACUGGAACAAACACGUCUCGAGUGCCAUCAAGCUGGAACCGAACACUAUGAAUUACCUCGCGCGGCUCAGCAAUUCGCCUCUGCCAGAGACUGCGCACAUGGGAAUGAACAUUUCCUUCCCCGGGUCCUUUUCUCAGCCCGGACAGGCCCAAUUUUCAGCUGUAAAUACUCCUUUUGGGGCCGAAACUCCUUCAUUUCCUCCUCCUCACCAGGAAAACUGAGAACGGGGGUGUGCGCGGCAGCACGUGUGUAUAUUCGGUGUGUACAGACCUGGCAGACAACUGACAUUGUCACUCGUAAUUCUGUUUCUUUCUUGGUUUUGCUUGCGUCUCCGUCAUGUCCUUAAUGUCCUGAAUCACUACUGACCAACGGUUUGUUUGUCCUGGAAGGGAAUUGUAUAGAUAUUAACAUAUGCUGCAUCUUUUUUGUAAAAAGAAAAAAGGAGAAACAAAACCCACAAAUGUAUAAAACAUUCCCUGCCCGUUCUCUCACACUCGCCGUGACGUUAACCGAUCUUGAGAUAUCUAGGCUUAAAUUACAGAACCAGGAAAUGACUGUUGCCUUUUUAAUUGGGGAAGCUGUGAGAGCAGUCGGUUCUCUUUAUUGUGGCUUCCUCACGGAUGGUUUUUACUCUCCCAAAUCAGGUUGAAACUUGCCUUUUCUCAUUUUUACAGCUAAACCUACUGGAAACUUGAUCAUUUCACUGUGUGGGUGAAAGGGAGGGGAAGAUGAGGUUUUAAAAGUGACCUUAACAAGAUAUUCUUUCUCUUCUGAGAAUGAUCUCAUAUUGUUCUUCCUAAAUGUGGAUAUUUUUUAAAAAUCAUCCGGUAUCGGCCACUGCUGUAUCAUGCACAAAACCAACCCAUGUGUGAGGUGCCACUUAAUGUGAAGAAGGGAGUGGUGUGGGAAGGGAGAGGAGGACUCGCCUGGUUCACAGCGCGGUCCCCGCGGUUGGGGUGGCCCUGGCGGGGUGUCCCUGUCCCCACUGUGCCAACCCCUCAGGGCCAGCGGAGAUGGCGGCGGGGGGUUCUUCCCUCACGGCUUUCCCUGUACAGUACGCCUGUAGACUAAAUCAUUGCAUUGUAUAUCGGCCUCCUCAGCAACAGAUUUUAAUUAUUGAAUAAAAGUAUUUUAGGAUUUUUUUUUUAA
Messenger RNA from Columba livia (rock pigeon), 3736 nucleotides. It is a transcript of the gene PHACTR4, whose product is annotated as phosphatase and actin regulator 4. The coding region runs from base 373 to 2415 and encodes 680 amino acids. Lineage: Eukaryota; Metazoa; Chordata; Aves; Columbiformes; Columbidae. Gene Ontology annotation, molecular function: actin binding. The record is from RefSeq and is a predicted model, not a curated record. The transcript is spliced from 17 exons. Gene Ontology annotation, biological process: actin cytoskeleton organization; neural crest cell migration.